AUGGCGACGGCUUCGGAAUUACCGGACUGCCUUCUAGUGGAAAUUCUGUCCUUCGUUCCUCUCCGGGACCGACUCCGGAGCUCCAGGGUGUGUAAGCGCUGGCGGAGACUGGUUCUGGACAAAGCUCUCUGGAAAACUUUGGAUCUAAGUCCUUACAGGGUUGGGCCCAAUGUGCUAUGGCAGCUGCUGCGGCAGUACGUGGGUCCAGGGCUGAGGACUUUCAAGGUUCGAGGCCGCCUGUUCUCCGAGCCCCGGGCCUCGCUGCUGUCCCCUGCCCUGCUGCAGGAGCUGGGGAAGCGCUGCCCGCACAUGACCUACCUAUACCUUCUGGAAGAGGACCUGCGAAAAAUCCCUUUCUCUUGCUUGCCGCGUUCCCUUCGAUACCUGGAACUACAGUCGUGUGAGCUUCCCCAGACUUGGUUUCCCCCUGGGAAUGGCCCCUCCAGCUUGCCCCAUCUUGAGCACCUGAUACUGGACCGGGUCCCUGCUUUCUCAGACAUGCAACUACAGGCCCUGUCUAGGCAAGGAGCACUGUGCUCUCUGGUGCUGAGGGUCACCUACAGGGUGACCCGCAAGGGUUUUCAAGACGCCUUUCCUGGCCUCAGCAGCCUCCAGGAGCUGGAGCUCUGUGGAUGCUCUGUGCCUGCUGAUGGGGCCCUACAGGCCAUAGGAGGCUUCCUACCCAGACUCCGGGAGCUCAGGGUAACUGUGAUUGGGCUCACAGCCAGGGGGAUGGCCAUUCUGGUGGGGAUGAAGGCUCUAGAAAUUCUUGGCCUCCUGGGACCACCCCCUACCCCUCAAGAGCUUUCAGCCAAGGAUAUCCUCACUUUCUGUCUCAUGUUGCCAAACCUCAGGGUCCUCAGCCUUCAGGGCAUGGAAAUGGAGUCAGCAGAUGAGGCUAUUCUUAGGGAGGGACUGACCAACUGUAUGGUCACUGUUGGGGAUCUCCCCUUUGGAGUCUGGGGACCAGAUGGUCUAAGUUGA
Messenger RNA from Gracilinanus agilis (Agile Gracile Mouse Opossum), 984 nucleotides. It is a transcript of the gene FBXL12, whose product is annotated as F-box and leucine rich repeat protein 12. The transcript is spliced from 3 exons. Gene Ontology annotation, cellular component: SCF ubiquitin ligase complex. The record is from RefSeq and is a predicted model, not a curated record. The coding region runs from base 1 to 984 and encodes 327 amino acids. Gene Ontology annotation, biological process: SCF-dependent proteasomal ubiquitin-dependent protein catabolic process; positive regulation of protein ubiquitination. Gene Ontology annotation, molecular function: protein binding. NCBI's taxonomy places the organism in Eukaryota, Metazoa, Chordata, Mammalia, Didelphimorphia, Didelphidae.